AUACCGCAGGCCGCUACGUGAAGAAGCACCCCGAAAAGAGUGACAAUGGUAUGUCUGUAACAGCACGCAGCGAAUUGGAUUGAAUGUACAAAUACAAUGAGAAGCCCAGAACAUUCAAUAAGAACCACAGUAUAUAAACCGCAUACAGCUCCUCCCUGGGCUCCAAAGUAUCCCCCACACCUCCAAAGCAAAGCCCAACAUAUCCCACCCAUACCCACAACUCAUCUCCCAAAGCCAAAUCUCACACCAACAAUUCUAUCGCUAACACAGCAGCACCCCACUCACUCUCCUUACCAAGCCACCAACCAUGUGUAACCUAUACCCCGGAGUCCGCUACAGCUGCGGCUGCGUACGAAAUGGCCCGUUCUGGGGUGAAGCGUGCCGUUUAUACACGGAUGCAGUAGGACGACGAAUGCA
Molecule: messenger RNA, 417 nt
Organism: Trematosphaeria pertusa
Lineage: Eukaryota; Fungi; Ascomycota; Dothideomycetes; Pleosporales; Trematosphaeriaceae
Exons: 1
Coding region: 97-315 (72 amino acids)
Source: RefSeq, a predicted model, not a curated record